Maniola jurtina (meadow brown) is the source of this 668-nucleotide messenger RNA. Its product is annotated as histone H3-like. Gene Ontology annotation, cellular component: nucleosome. The coding region runs from base 83 to 493 and encodes 136 amino acids. Lineage: Eukaryota; Metazoa; Arthropoda; Insecta; Lepidoptera; Nymphalidae. The transcript has a single exon. The record is from RefSeq and is a predicted model, not a curated record. Gene Ontology annotation, molecular function: DNA binding; protein heterodimerization activity; structural constituent of chromatin.
CCAAUAGACUUAAUAGAAAUAUUUUUUAUUCAAAUAAACUUUUCAAUCGCUCAAAGAGAUAAUCAACACUCAGAAAAUCAUAAUGGCACGAACUAAGCAGACCGCGCGAAAAUCAACAGGCGGCAAAGCGCCAAGAAAGCAAUUAGCCACAAAAGCGGCUAGAAAAAGCGCCCCAGCCACGGGUGGGGUCAAAAAACCACACAGAUACCGCCCAGGGACCGUAGCGUUACGAGAAAUCCGAAGAUAUCAAAAGAGCACAGAACUACUCAUCAGGAAAUUACCAUUCCAAAGACUAGUUCGUGAAAUAGCGCAAGAUUUCAAAACGGAUUUGAGGUUCCAAAGUUCAGCUGUCAUGGCGUUGCAAGAGGCCAGCGAAGCGUAUUUGGUUGGACUAUUUGAGGACACUAACCUCUGUGCUAUACAUGCUAAGCGGGUGACCAUCAUGCCGAAAGAUAUACAGCUGGCUAGAAGAGUGCGCGGUGAACGGGCGUGAUUUAGUUUUACAGUGAAAAAAAAAGAUUCCGACGAAUUGAGGACCUCCUCGUUUUUUGAAAUCGGUUAAAAAUUAAAAGGAUAGUGGUAUUUUAUUAUAUGAAUAUAUGAAUUAAUCAUUUGUGUAUUAUAUGUCUCUUUAUUCGGUUAGGACAAAGCCCUUUUCAGGGCUGCAA